Messenger RNA from Stylonychia lemnae, 1779 nucleotides. NCBI's taxonomy places the organism in Eukaryota, Ciliophora, Spirotrichea, Sporadotrichida, Oxytrichidae. The record is from the annotation of a GenBank genome assembly.
AUGGAAGGAACUGAUAAUAAUCAAUUUGCCAACUAGCAAGACGACUUUGCUUUCGGAAGAUCAAAUAAGGGCGAAGCAGACAAGAAAAAGAAGACUGCUGAUGAAUUGGCUGAAGAAAGACUAAAGCAAACUUAUAAUGUGGGUGGAGGAUCCAAAGAUAAUGACGAUCUCAAGAGAAAAAGAGAAGAUUUUGCGGUAUAGCUGAGAAAGAACAAAAGAGAGGAAAUGUUUAAGCAAAAGAGAGCCUUUACCACAGAAGGCUAAGCCAAUACCCCUAACACUCAAACUGAGACUCAAAGCCAAUAGAUGGUUGUCGGUCCUUAAAAUCAAUUGAGCGAUGACAUGCUUCUCUAGAUUAGUGUUGAGGAUGCUCUUAUGAUGAUCGAUAGAAUGAGUCUGGAGGAAUUCAUUAGUCAAGCCUAGAAGAUGGCUUUUCAUAUUCAGGACUUCCAGAAAUUGCUCUAACUAAUCCAAGAUACUCUUGAUGCUAAAGUCAUAUUUGCCACUGUUGGCUUCAGAAGACUUCUGUCUCAAGAGAGGAAUCCACCAAUUCAACCAGUCAUUGAUGCCAACUUAGUCCCCAAGUUCAUCUCAUUCCUCCAAAGAGCGGACUUUCCUAAACUUCAAUUUGAAGCAGCUUGGUGCUUGACUAAUAUUGCCAGUGGACAACAGGAGCAGGUCUAAGUUCUUAUUGAUAAGGGAACAGUAAAUGUCUUAGUUGAAUUACUUAACUCACCCCACCUCGAAGUGGUCGAGUAAGCAAUCUGGGGUCUUGGAAAUAUUGCAGGAGAUGGUGCAAAAAUUAGAGAUAUGGUUAUUGCAGCAGGAGCUAUCAACCCAAUUUCAAACAUUUUAGACAGAGCUCAACCAGGCUCUUCAUUCGUGAGAAAUGCCAGCUGGACCUUAUCAAACCUUUGCAGAGGAAAGCCAGCACCUAACUUCCAUGCAGUUAAAAGAGCAGUCCCAUCACUUGCUAAAGUUCUCAUUGAGAAUGAUGUUGAGGACAUUCUUAUUGAUGUGUGCUGGGCUAUUUCAUAUUUAUCAGACGGUGGUGAGGAGAGAAUCCCAAUAAUUCUCGAGACAAACGUAGUCCCAAGAUUGAUACAGCUAUUAUAGCACCCUAAUAUCGCAAUCUCAGUCCCAUGCCUUAGAACCAUUGGAAAUAUUGUGACUGGUGAUGAUGAUCAAACCUAAUUUGUCAUAAAUGCAGGUGCACUUGAGCAACUAAACAGCAUAAUCUACCACAAGAAGAAGACUGUCAGAAAGGAGGUAUGCUGGUCUCUAUCAAACAUCACUGCUGGAAAUCCACAAUAAAUCUAGCUUUGCUUAGACUUAGGUAUUAUAGACAAGCUAAUCAACAUCCUUAUAAAUGAUGAUAUUGAGAUCAAGAAGGAAGCAGUUUGGGCUGUAAGCAAUUCAACUGCUGGAGCCACCUUUGAGCAGUUUAUCGUCUUAGUUCAUAAGGGCAUUCUUAAGGCACUAUCAGCCACUCUAAAAAUGAGAGAUGCAAGAAUCCUAGCCGUUGCUUUAGAAGGCAUUGACAAUAUCUUGAAGUCAGGCUAGCAACACUUCCCUCAGAGAGGACAAGAAAACUAGUUUACUAUUGAACUUGAAAUGUGUGGAGGUCUUGAGGAAAUUGAACAGCUUCAAACUCAUCCAAAUCACUCUAUUUAUGAAAGAGCAAUGAAACUCCUAGUCAAUUAUUUUGAAGAGUAAUAGGAUGCCGGAUCUGGUAUGGUAGGUAUUUAAUCCACUGCACAAAACUAGUUUAGUUUCUGA